Schistosoma haematobium is the source of this 6471-nucleotide messenger RNA. It is a transcript of the gene ADAMTS9, whose product is annotated as A disintegrin and metalloproteinase with thrombospondin motifs 9. Lineage: Eukaryota; Metazoa; Platyhelminthes; Trematoda; Strigeidida; Schistosomatidae. Gene Ontology annotation, molecular function: metalloendopeptidase activity; zinc ion binding. Gene Ontology annotation, biological process: extracellular matrix organization; proteolysis. The coding region runs from base 61 to 6471 and encodes 2136 amino acids. The record is from RefSeq and is a predicted model, not a curated record. The transcript is spliced from 32 exons.
UCAUAAUUGUUGAGAAGAAAACGUCUAAUUUGAGCUGAGAAUAUUUGUUUUUUUAACAUUAUGAUGAAGUACUGUUGGCUUUAUAGGAAUAUUUUACAUUUCUUUUGUUUUUCGCAAUUAUCCACAAAAAUUGCAUCUAUCACAACCCUCCUAACGUACACGGUGUUGACACUAACCAAUAACUGUAUACAUUUAGAAUAUUUACGUAGAGACUUCAAAACAUUUCAAUAUCCAUUUUACAAUAGCAAUCAAAUCAUCAAUCUGUCACAAUCGUAUAACAUGGUAGAAUUUUGUAUAAAUCCUGUAAAAGUAGUAGAAUAUUUUCAACUAGAGCAUUCUGAUAUUAUAUGUAAAACUGAAGGUAUCGAUAAUGCGACUAAAUGGAGGAAUACUCAAUAUUUACUUUCACAAAAUAAUUACUUAAUUAAUUCAAAUUAUGAUUGCAAUAAUUUUCAAGAUUGUUACAUAUGGAAUGAACAAUCUUCCCUACACUAUGACAUUAAAAUUGAUUAUCAAUUAAAACAAAGUAUAUUAUCACACAAUCAACAUAUGACAACUUUGUUAUCACUGAUAUAUCAAGUUUGUCAACCACUUGAACAUUCAAACGAGUAUCACAAUAAAAUGUCUCCUGACAAAUCUAUAAAUGUUUCUAUAGAAAGUAAUGAAGAACAACAUACUCCGCAUAUUCAUAAUACAAAUUUUAAUCAAAUGAAUUCAUUUUAUACUUCCUAUUCAUCAUAUCAUCCAGAGGAACGCGUUGACACUGAGAGUCAUAUGAUGCUCAUAUCACAUCUUAGUAAACAUCAAUUGAAACAAUUCAGAGACAAUCAUGAUAAACAUACCAGAUUACAGAAAACUAACUGUAAGCAAACGAUUAGAAAUCGUACUGCUAGUAAUUAUAACAAUAUCUCAAAUUACACAAUGAAUGUAUAUGGACAUAGUCAGUCAGUUCGUGUGGAUCAAAAAAGUAUUUUCGUUAUAGAUCGUCCAUCAUCGUUGUUAAACGUAUCAUCACCAACAACAAUCUACAGGUCGGCCACGUCGAUUCAUCAUGUUCCACACUCAUUAAAAAAUGAAUUAUCAGUAAAUAAUGAAACGAAGAAAGGCAAUCAACAAAAUAAUAAUCCAAUAUUAAGUUUUCAAUAUGUUGAACCACAUACAGUCGAGUUACUUGUAGUUGUUACUGAAAGUAUGAAACAACAAUUUGGUCCAUUAAUUAAUGAAUAUCUUCUUUCUACUAUGACAACGGUUUCAACGCUUCUUCGGCAUCCAAGUUUGAAAAAUUCAAUACAGCUAAAUGUUGUGGAUAUUAUACUUUUGGAUCCUGUUUACGCACGCAGACAUAAUCUUGAGGACUGGUUAAACAGCAAACAAGAACAAGUUAUGGCCAGAUUUUGCAAAUGGGUUAAUCGACUAAGAACGCCGACGUACACUUGGGAUUCAGCGAUUUUAUUGAAUGUUGGACAUUUCAAAUCUACAGCGCUGGGAGUCGCACACUAUCGAUCAAUGUGUAACCCAGAAAGUUCAUGUCUAGCUGUUCUUGAUCGCGGAUUUGGAACAGGAUAUAUAAUAGCACACGAACUGGGACAUCAGCUUGGAGCCAAACAUGACUUUGAAUUAAACUCUAGCUGUGGAUUGGAAGAACAGAAUCAUCAUAUGGUUGAUCCUCAAACAAGAAGUAGCGCUCACGAUUUAAACUUAGGUACAUAUCCUUAUUAUCAAUCUGGUGAUGAAUGGAACUACAGAGAAGACUAUCGUAAUUCAGAUGUUCAUCAAUACGAAUUUGUUCGACGAGAUACCAUCAUGUCUGGUACAUUAUACUUUGAUCAAUUUCCUUUAAGAUGGUCUGCAUGUAGUCGACAAGCUAUACACUUAUUUAUAGAAUCAAAUGCUGCUAAUUGUUUAAGACAUUUAAACUCUGAAACAACAUUUUAUUCAGCUGAAAAGUUAGCUAGUCAAUCUAUGGAUAAUCGUCCUGGGCAAAUAUUCUCACUUAAUCAACAAUGUGAAUUUGUGUUAAAAAUUAAAGGAACACAAUUCUGUGGUCAGAUGCUUCCGGCUUGUCGCCAGCUAUAUUGUCAAGAUAGUGAACAUAGGUCAUGUUUACCAAUGGAAACGGCUUGGGCUGAGGGAACACCAUGCGGGAGCAGUAAAUGGUGUAUUCAGGGACGAUGUGUAUCAACUAAUGAAAAUCCAACUCCAUUACAUGGAAAUUGGGGUGAAUGGGGAUCAUGGUCAAAAUGUUCACGUAGUUGUGGUGGUGGAGUACAAUUUUCCGAACGUGAAUGCAAUAAUCCUGAACCUCAGAAUGGUGGUAAUUUUUGUCAUGGAACACGAACUCGAAUGAGGUCAUGUGGAACUGAGCCUUGUGAGAAGCAACUUAAUAUUCGCCAAACGUUAUGUGAUAAAAUAGAUGGACAAUACAAAGGUCAAUUACGAGCUUACUUUCCGAAACUUGGUGAGCCUACAUCAUGCAAUUUGAUCUGUUUGUAUAAUUCCCAUUCUGUAUCCCAUGGUUUCAGCUUACCAGAUGGAACACCAUGUUAUACACAAAGAGAUGAUAUAUGCAUAAAAGGCAAAUGUUGGGAAACUGGCUGUGAUGGUAUUUUGGGCUCUCGAUUACGUUUUGAUCGUUGUCGUGUAUGCGGUGGAGAUAAUAGUACUUGUGAGGAAAUUAAAGGCGUUUUCAAUGGAAAUACAUUAACUCCACCUGGUACUUAUCCACGUGGUUUAAUUACAGCUGUACGUAUUCCGAGAGGAGUUACAAAUGCGUUUGUCAGAAAAGUUUCUGAUCGUAUUAUUCCCUACUCCUCAGAUUCGUAUGACGAUUUUAUGUUGUUGAUAUUUGAGGAAUUAAAAACUCAAAUACGUAGAGGUGAAACACAUGAACCAUUUGCUGGAGCCGAGCUUUACUACAGUGGUAGUCGUAGUCGUGAAGAAAUUGUUUCAAUUACUGGAAGGCUCAAUAAAGAUGUGAAUAUUGUUAUUCGUGUCGAAAACUCGCAUACAACUCAAUCUUUACCAAGAGUGGAAUACAGUUACUUUAUUGAUAAAUCACAAAAAAAUAAUUCACUAUAUUUCAUUGCGGAAAGUGAAGCACGAUUAGCUGAAGAUAGAAUUAAUCGUCGUACCGGAAGAUCACAAGAUACUCACUCAUCAUAUGAAACAGUUGAUAAAUUAAUUAAUCCUGUACAGCAUAAACCAAGUGAAUUGGAUAAUCGUAAAAUUAAGAAUGAGAAACCAAAAAUAUAUUUCGUCUGGAGAAUUAGUGAACUACCCACAGGUUGUACUACGUGUGCAGGAAACGUCACAACACCUGCAGAAUGUUAUCCAUUAGUUCCGAAAGAUACUGAGCAAAGUCAAUUUUCACAGUUUGAUCUAUUGCGACCAGUAGCUGAUUAUCUAUGCGCCUCUAUGCCAAAGCCUCCAUCAGUUUUCAGACGUUGUUCCGACUAUUGUGGUGUACGAUGGUCAGCUAAACCAGUUCUAACAGGAAAAACAUCAAAUGGUAUUCAUAACUUUUAUACUAGUAGCUGUUCAGCACGAUGUAAUGAAGGUCAUGAAGCUGUCGAGUAUGUGUGUGAAGAAUAUAUUGUACCUGCUGAACAAAAAGAUAAGUCAAAAGGAAUUUGGAGAGUUGCUCAACUAGGAGAACUUGUAUGCCAUAAAGCAGGCUUGGGAAAAGCUCCACCAAAACCAGCUUAUGUUACAUGUAAAGGUUCAUGUUAUCCUGUGUAUUGGAUUUUAUCGAAUUGGACAGAAUGCAACAGUUCUUGUGGAGAUGGAACACGUAAAAGAAUUCUUUACUGUCAAGAUGAAAUUGGGCAAAAUUGGCCUCUCAAUGAAUGUAUGACUUACGGUGAAUCAAUGAUUUACCAUUCAAAAGCUCCAAAACAAUCUGUCACUAUUCAUUCAGCUCAAGAAAUCAUUCUACUUUAUCAACAAAAUAACAAUUUCCAACUAUCGCUUGAACACAAUUUAUAUAUUGAACAAUAUGAUGAAUGCUUUUCUUUAUCUAAAUGUCAAAAUGAUAUUAAUUGGUCUACAACUAAAUGGUCCGAAUGUGAACCGUUGGAUGAACAGAUGAAGUCCAAUUGUCGUCUAGUUGAUAACAUUACGGAUCGAAAAGAUUUAAUCAAUAAAAUUAUUGGUGUUCGUUACCGGAAUGUUUCAUGUAUCAUUGAUAAUAAUGAUAAUUAUCAUAAUUCACUAAACAAAUAUAUAAUGCCUAAUCAAUUGACGUCGAGUUAUUUUAUGAAAAGAAUACAAUUAGAUUUAAAUUUUUGUCGUAAAGCUAGUAUGCUUGGGGAGCUAGUGGAAGAACCAUAUGGUAGAGAAGCCUGUACUCAACCAAAAUGUUACAGAUGGGGAAAUGGACAAUUGUCAGCGUGUUCUGUAAAUUGCGGAAGCGGAGUGAAACAAACUCGAAUAUCAUGUGAAAGUGUUAUAUUAAAAGAUGAUUUGGAUACAAGCUCUAAUGAAAAAAAUGUUGUUUUACAAGGAAUACAUAUUGUUGACAAUGAUAAGUGUUUGCAAAAUCUUCAGUAUAUGCCACGUUUAUUUACUGAUAAAACAAACGAUACUAUAUUUGUGGAAACUGUUGAACGACGGAUAAAUAAUGAUCAAGAGAUGAUACCUAUAAAAGUUGACAAUAUAAACGAGCCUGUUGUGCUGACUUGCAAUGAAGCUCCAUGUGAUUUGCGUGUACCAGCUUGGAGAACAACAUCAUGGAGUGCAUGCUCCAGUUCUUGUGGGCUAGGUGUUAGACAAAGAAACGUUAUGUGUGUAGUCGAAACACAAAAUGCGAAUCUACAUAAACGUCAUUCAGUAUCAUAUACUUCUAUAUUUACGGCGAGUCGAUCCAAUAUUGAAGUAGUUGAUUCACAAAUAUGUUAUAAUGCAUUAUUGCCUGUGCCAACGGAACAAGAAACGUGUCUUGAAGCUCCGUGUCCUAUAUGGCAUGCUGAAGAAUGGCAAGAAUGUAUAGGUGAGUGUGAGUACGGAAUACAACAUCGAAAAAUUAGAUGUAUCAUUGAAUUGGCCUCUUCACAACAAAUAAAUAAUCAUUUACAAAAGUCGGAAGAUGAUAGUUCAUUACGUCCAUCGAUAAAUCAUCUUGAUUCUUCUUUAAUUCGUCGAUCACGUUCAGCAAAUGUAAUGGAUGUUGAUCAUGAGCGUUGUCGAAAUGCCGGUGCCAAACCAAUAUUAGAAAGACCAUGUUUAAUAAACCUAAGUUGUCCUUAUUGGUAUAAAAGUGAAUGGUCAAAAUGUUCAGUAAAUUGUGGCAUGGGAGUACGAUCACGUCAAGUUGUUUGCCGAUCUUCAAAUGGGACUGUAAUUAAUGUUGAGACAACAGAUGAUAAACAAGUAUUUUAUUACAACACAGAGACAUCUCAUGUAAAUUCACUUCAAUAUGCCAUACAGACUAUAAAAAAGAGUGCCACAACAAGACGCAAAUGUCUAAGUCCACGUCCUAUUGAUAAAGUUUCAUGCAGAACGCGUCCAUGUACAGGAUUAGAAGUAUUCUGGUGGCCCGUUACAUCAUCUGAGUGCAAUAUAACGGGAUGCGAAUUGACCAAACGUGAAAGAAUAAUCAAAUGUAUCAGUCCAAGACGUGGUCCAGUUCAUGAUGCGGUUUGUAAUCAUUUAGAAAAACCAUUGAACUGGACCAUUUGUGAAUUGUUCAAAUGCAAACGAUUUGAAUGGAGUACAGGAUCUUGGAGUUUAUGUCCAGAUACUUGUGAAUCAAGAAUGAGAUCUCGUCAAGUAAAAUGUGUAGAUGAUUUAGGUAAUGAAUAUUCAGAGACUUUAUGUCCAGCGAAUCUGAAACCCAGUAAUCGUGGUGUAUGUCCAAAUUUAUGUGCAGAUGUCCCUAAAAGUUGUCGUGAGUUAAAAUAUCGUUAUCCUUCAGCUGAUGAUGGCACAUAUCAAUUAUUAAUUGAACAAUCCUUAGUUUAUAUUUAUUGUGCAAACAUGGAAUCUUCAAAUCCAUCUGAAUACAUCACUUUACGUCAGAUUAACUAUGCUGCAUCAUCAGAAUUCUUACAACCGUAUCCUGAUUUAAAAUGGUGUCCUUCAGUCAAUCAAAACACCUCAAUGUUCAAUAUAUCUAAAAAUAUUUACCAACCAAAUUCAAAUUUUGAUUCAUCAAAAGAUAUUCCUGAAUCACUUCUAACUAGUAUGGAAGUUAACAACGUCAACUGUCCGAAUUGUCCAACAGUGUCGAAUUUAGCAUCAAAAACAUUCUAUAACAAAAUCCGAUUGGAUAUAUACAGUUUAGAAGUAAAAAUUGAUGAUGGACGAUUUUCACAUACUCUCGGUUCAUCAGUGAUGCCGUACGGGACUGCAAAAGAUUGUUUCUCAUCAACCGUUUGUCCUCAGGAUGGUCAAUUAAUAUAUGGUCGCUGUGGAGGACACUGUACAGGAUGUUGGCCUCAAACUGGAUUAUUUCUUGAAGUCAAGCCAGAUUAA